Messenger RNA from Indicator indicator, 940 nucleotides. It is a transcript of the gene XRCC2, whose product is annotated as X-ray repair cross complementing 2. Gene Ontology annotation, molecular function: four-way junction DNA binding; ATP-dependent DNA damage sensor activity; ATP binding. Bases 1 to 837 code for a protein of 278 amino acids. The transcript is spliced from 3 exons. Gene Ontology annotation, cellular component: centrosome; Rad51B-Rad51C-Rad51D-XRCC2 complex; replication fork. The record is from RefSeq and is a predicted model, not a curated record. NCBI's taxonomy places the organism in Eukaryota, Metazoa, Chordata, Aves, Piciformes, Indicatoridae. Gene Ontology annotation, biological process: double-strand break repair via homologous recombination; DNA strand invasion.
AUGGGUGACGCGUUCCGGAGGGCGGAGUCGGGCACUCAGCUACUUGCACGACUUGAGGGCAGAAGUUCUCUGAAGAAUCUUGAACCUUACCUGUUCGCUGAGGAGGGGUCUCCUGUUCAUGGAGAUGUCAUUGAAUUCCACGGUCCAGAAGGAACAGGAAAAACAGAAAUGCUUUAUCACCUAGUAGCCCGCUGCAUCACCCCCAAAUCAGGAGGAGGACUGGAGGUGGAAGUCAUGUUCAUCGACACAGAUUACCAUUUCGAUAUGCUUCGUCUGGUCACCAUUCUUGAGCACAGGUUAGCUCAACCGACGGAAGAAAUGAUAAAGCAGUGCCUGGGGAGGCUUUUUCUGGUGAACUGCAGUAGCAGCACUCAGUUACUCCUCACUCUCUACUCUCUAGAAAACAUGUUUUGCUCUCACCCGUCUCUCUGCCUUUUGAUUUUAGAUAGCAUAUCAGCUUUUUACUGGAUAGACAGAAGCAAUGGAGGGGAGAGUCUUAACUUGCAGGAGAUGAAUCUGAAGAAAUGUGCCAACUUUCUUGGAAAGCUUGUGAGAGAGCAUCACUUAGCCCUCUUUGCAACAACACAGACACUUAUGCAGAAAUCUACAAACUCUGCAGAAAGCUUUUUUCCUUUAAAACUUCAGCACGAAACUGAUACCGACUAUAGACCUUACCUUUGUAAAUCAUGGCAACAAAUGGUGACCCACAGGAUAUUUUUCUCUAAGCAAUGUAGUUCUGGCAACAGCAAAGCUUUUACAGUCAUUUCUUGCCACCUCAAAAGAAACCAUGUAGUAAAACGUUCGUUUAGUGUUGCAGAAUGUGGAGUUCAGUUUUAACUUCAAUUUGUUUUUAAAAUGUGUGCCAAAUCCUGAUGCUUAAGGCCUGGUUAGGUUGAAGUAGUUUUUAGUACCUUUUAAACCAGUUGGUUGUAGUUGGGUG